UUUAAUUUCGCUUUACGUAAGGGCGCACAUAUGCAUGGUUCAUCCAAUUAUCCGACCCAACAUGACUUCCUCCAGAGUCCACCCUGAAGACCCUCCUCGAACAUUUAAUUGGUUUGUCGUAAAUAGGUUUUCAUUCAACCCCUUCACUCGAGGGUUCCAGCACCAGCCAUCAUACGGUGCAUCUUUCCUCCGAGGUGGUGAACUGGUGGUUUCACACUGAAUGCUAUCCAUGCCAAAGACUGCGAGCAGAGGAAUAGUGUUACAGGGUGAUCAGGACCAAAUAGAUAUCGAGCUGUCAAAAUGAUACGGAUUGACAUCGGCGGCUAUCUGGAUCGCGAUAGCACAUAGGAGAGAAAGCAGCUGGCUCCACCACUGCAGUUGGACACUUUCUGCGAAGGCGUAGUUAAGAGCUAGUCCGCUAGCCGAGGAGGACUCUCGCCUUCCCCAUCCAAUCCCGCAAUAUUAUACUUAAUCACAUUACACAGACAAGUGGAUACGGGACAUUUGGCGUGUUUUGAUCCCGUUGUUACGCUGUAGCUAUUCGGUAAGGGUACCGGGAGCCCGGCUGGUGUCGGUCGGAGAGGCUGUCGUUUAAAACACUGCAGAUAUCCGACAGAUUCGCCCCGUUUUUUAUGUCACGGCGCUGCAGUUUGUACCCAUUUUUAUAGACAGAUUUGGACCUUUUUUCAAUUGAUUGGGCCGAAAGGGGGAGAUACGACAGAAAGAAGCGACCAGGAGCACAAGCCCCCCGGCCCCCACCCCCCCAUAACAUCUGCAGUGACCCGACGUUGGCUGUCUGAAGCGAACGGGACGGAGCAUCUUGAGGAAGAGGGCCCCGCCGACGACUCUCCACUCCCUCCCCCGUCCGAGGCUCUCCCGUGAUUUACCAAGCGAACACCCGGGCCAAGGCGCACCCGCUCCCGGCCGGGGGGAACAACCUGACGGCGAGGCCCGACGCUCCCCUCCCCCAACCCGGACGGCGGAACACCUCAUCGCCUCGGGACCGCAGCGAGGGCUUUCUGAGACCUUGGUGGCGGAUAUUGGAGCGUGGUGCUGGGGGUACCGUUUGGUCCUGUCUGUACCGGGCCAACCAGAGGGAUGACCCUGGAGUCCAUGAUGGCGUGCUGCCUGAGCGAGGAGGCGAAGGAGUCGAAACGAAUCAAUGCCGAGAUUGACAAGCAGCUCCGCCGAGACAAGCGCGACUCGAGGAGGGAGCUGAAGUUACUCCUACUCGGUACUGGCGAGAGCGGGAAGAGCACCUUCAUCAAGCAGAUGCGCAUCAUCCACGGGGCGGGAUACACGGACGAGGACAAGCGGGGCUUCAUCCGGCUGGUCUACCAGAACAUCUUCACGUCCAUGCAGUCCAUGAUCCGCGCCACCGAGACCCUGAAGAUCCCCUACAAAUACGAGCAGAACCGGUCCAACGCCGGGCUGGUGAAGGAGGUGGACAUCGAGAAGAUCAACGGCUUCGACCAGCCCUACGUCGUGGCCAUCAAGACCCUGUGGGCCGACCCCGGCAUCCUGGAGGCCUACGACCGCCGCCGGGAGUACCAGCUCUCCGACUCCACCAAAUACUAUCUCACCGAUCUGGACCGCAUCGCGGACCCCAGCUACCUUCCCACCCAGCAGGAUGUGCUCAGGGUGCGCAUCCCCACCACAGGGAUCAUCGAGUACCCCUUCGACCUGCAGAGCAUCAUCUUCAGGAUGGUGGACGUGGGGGGUCAGAGGUCAGAGAGGAGGAAGUGGAUCCACUGUUUCGAGAACGUCACCUCCAUCAUGUUCCUGGUGGCGCUGAGCGAGUACGACCAGGUGCUGGUGGAGUCGGACAACGAGAACCGUAUGGAGGAGAGCAAGGCGCUGUUCAGGACCAUCAUCACCUACCCCUGGUUCCAGAACUCCUCUGUCAUCCUGUUCCUCAACAAGAAGGACCUUCUAGAAGAGAAGAUCGCCUACUCUCACCUGGUGGACUACUUCCCAGAGUUUGACGGCCCCCAGCGGGACGCGCAGGCGGCCCGCGAGUUCAUCCUGAAGAUGUUCGUGGACCUGAACCCCGACAGCGACAAGAUCAUCUACUCCCACUUCACCUGCGCCACGGACACGGAGAACAUCCGCUUCGUGUUCGCCGCCGUGAAGGACACCAUCCUGCAGCUCAACCUGAAGGAGUACAACCUGGUCUGACCGGGGCCCCCACCUCCCAAGGGCCCCUCCCCCGCGCCCCUCCUCCUCCUCCUCCUAGACCCCCCCUCCCCCAUCCACCCCUUUGCACAAAGGCACACUUCUCGUGCGGUUUGACUCCCACAUGCAUCGACUGACACUACUACUACUACUACUACUAUACUACUACUACUACUACUACUACUACUACACCCACGUACACACCCACUCACACACGCAUAUGCCAACAGAAUGUGUUGGCCCUUUGUGGCGUGGCAGUGGGGUCACGACCCCUAGGACGCAGCCCCCCCCAUAACCCCCCCUCCUCCCACCCGGUCCAACCGACCCCCUGCUUUAGUUUGGCCAAAGCUCGUCCGCUCCACCUUUUCUUGGCAGCUUGUUGCGUCGGAGUCCCCCCCCCCCCCUCCCCCCCACCUUCAUCCAAGCAGCAAGCACGGUGCAGUGACUAUGGCAGGGGUUUUGGUGUGUGUGUGUGUGUGCGUGUGUGUGUCUGUGCGCGUUUGCGUGUGUGAGCGUAUCAAGUCGUGAUUUCGCGUGAGCGGCGCAGACUUUUUUGAGGAGCUGUGUUUUUUUUGUUAUUAGUGGGGGGGGUUUCGACAGUUUGGGCCUUGAGCCGCGAAGAGGUGCACCCCCCCAAAGGUCCAGACCAUCACACCGGUCCCGGGUUCGGAACCUGGCCGGACCCCCACCACGGGGGGAACACCAAUGACAGUACAUACAUACGGCAGAGAGAUGCACCUAGCAAACACCCACAGCGAGGAGCGCAGGGGAGGGGGGCGGCACUUCUUUGGACAGGAUAUGGUGCUGCACACAGGAAGUGAGGGGGCGGGGCUUAGAUUCCCUCUCCACUUUGCAUCGAUGAAUGUACAAUCCCGUGUGUGAUUCACAAUCGAAAAAAUAAUAAUUAGAGAUAUAUAUAUACUAUUAAAUAUUAAAUAUUGCAUAUGUAAACAUUCUAGGAUUUAAAAAGAAGCACGAGAGAAAAAGUAAAUUGAGAACUGUUUCAUUGCCGAAAUUGUUUUUUGUUUUUUAAUGAUAGUUUGGUAAGUCUACUUCUAUUUAACAGAAUAAAUGCUUAUUUGAAGGUUUGUAAGAAUAACGGGGAAGAAAGUGUUAGAAAACUGUUUAAAAAUGUGUAAAACAAAAAUCUCAAAAACAAGUGAACCCAGAAAUGUACUUGAUCUAAGUAUCCUUUUUAAAAUGGAUGUGUUAAUUUUUUUUCAUGGUUUAGCGAAUCACAUGACUUCCCUCCCCUCCUCGGUUUUCUGUAUCGAUUCAGAGACGGUCUGUAUCCUACCAUGCGACCGUCACGCUAGUUGGCUAUUGGUUCAGCACCAUUCUUCACCGUCCAAUCAGAUCAACACCUUGACACUGGGAUCCAUUAUAUCAACAGGACUUUCUGUUUACUUUGUGUUUGUUGGUUUUUUUUACUGUAUAGUCACUUUGUUUAUAGAACGACUGCUUGGGGUGGCGUGGUAAGUUUAGGGCAGUUAUAGCCCGUGUUUUGACACAUACUCAGAAGUCGGCAAACAUUCUCUUGCGUGUAUAUUUCUGUUUGUAAAUACGUAUACACAGAAACACUCCUGUAUAAAUAGAAAAAAGGCUUGAGGUACACCCAUCUUUGGCAACAGAAAAAGGACAACAAAAAUACUUUUUUCUUUUAUUUUUUUGUUAAUCAGCGUACUUAAAAAAAAAAACUAUUUGAUCUUUGGUAGUAUUUGAUACUGUGAUUGUUUUUGUUAAUUUCUCUCACGUGAUUAUAGGCUUACUCACAGCGUCGUGCCAAGUUGUGUUUUUAAAUACCCAAACACUAGAGCAGGAAGCAGAAGUCUGAAGGUUUCCCAACCAUGCUAGAGGUGGUCUAGAAGGAGUGGAACAGAGUUGUACCCUACCGCUAACGGCUCCGCUACACUAAACACCGCCCUCAGCGGGAAAGAUGCUUCUCAAAAUGGUGACGAUAUGAUUUUUUUACUUGCUUAGGUCAAGUUUAAUAUUUCUUUUUAUUUAUCUAAUUUAUGGACCAUGUUUUUGACGGUGUUAAUAAUUGGACUGAUCUUGAAGUUCACCUAUAACAUGAUGGAGCCUACUUGAGUCUAAACUGCUGUAAAAAUGACAAACAAAAAGAAAAUCUGGUGUAGGAUGAACUUUUAUUUCUGCUUUCUAUUAAGACUUUACCUUUUUUGUUUUUGUCGUUUCCUUCUCGCCGGCCAUCUCCAUCCAUGAGGAACCUGUAUAGUUUCUAUAGCCGUACUCACCGUCAUCCAUUUUGUUAAAAAAAGACAGUAAACGUGUAUUCUCUCUUGGUUUAUAGAUACGCUGUAUGCAUACAUAGAAAAAUGUACAGUAUGAAAGUAGGUGGACUUUUUAUUCAGUGGUGACGACCCACGUGGUCAAUGCUUGCUAUUUUGGAAUUUAACACACAAAUGUUUCCGUUGUUGGUUUUGCAUUGUUAAUUUUAAACCGUUUUUUGACGCUUGCUUUGAUGGUGACAGUGAUGUGCGGAACUACCUUUUCUUUUGGGGGGGGGGGGGGGGGGGCUUUUGACCUUUUUGUACAAGCGAUUUUAUCCUUCAUUCUCAUUAAGGGCUAUCACAGUGCAUCAGGCAUACAGGGAGGAGGAGCUCAGUGAAGCCAGCUCCACGUGCCUCCACUACUGCUAAGUCAAUACAUGGAGAUGACCACCUUGUUGGAAGGAAUGUAGGAGGGGGGGGGGGGGGGGGGUGGGGUGGUGCUUACAGACACAAGGCUGUGUACAGAUAGGAUCACCACUAGGUAUGGUUUCAAAUAUAUAUAUAUAUUUGGUUUUUUUGGCUAAUUUGUGACUCAAUCAACCUCCCUCGGUCGCUUCCUAAAAUCCCCCUCUCCGCUUCAUUCACUCUACUCCCUGUUGACCUGGAGGUCCCACUUCAGGCAACGUCCACACACUAAUGCCACAAAAAUAACAAAGUAUUGAUCUCUAAUCGUGUUUGAGCCACGUCCUGCGAGCCUGGUUGGAUGAAAGCCUGGCCUACGGCAGCACACGGCUCAUUAUGCUAGUAUUAACACAAACUACAAAUUGUACGGAUAGUCCCGAGUAAUUCCGUCGUUUUACAGUAGUGUCAAGAUUUACCAAGUGAGGUCCUACAGUAAUACACGUACCGGGUUGGGCGUGGUCUGAGGAUGACCGAGUGGUGUUGGAGCGUCCUCUGGUGCACGUGUCUUUAUAACACAUCUCUUCUCUCGGGUAGAAGUCUGGAAAGAGGCUAAGGCAGUAUUGUGGUUCUCCCUCUUUUGGUUCAUCAGUGGUCUCCCCCCCCCCUCCCGUCCUUUGAGCACUGGCCAGAGAAUGGACUGAUGGGUCCAGUUUGUGUAUUUAGUUUUUCCUUCACUGCAGAACAAUCUCUUUCGUUGCCUUUCAGAGGGUUAUAGACGGCUGACGGUCCUUUCCUGGAAGCAGGGGGACCGUCAGCCAUCAUGGUCGACCGGUACUCUGGUCGGGACCAUGGACGCACUCCACUCCGCUUUUGGAAAAGAACUAGUGCAUGCAGAGAAGUGGAGUGCUUAUUAACAAGUAAACUUUCACCACCACCCUGUUCACCCCGUUCUUCUCUCUCCUAUGACAACAUGACCAGAACACUACUGUUUGUAGGACCACUCCAUUGUUAUUAUUUUUUGUUUCUUUAUUUUGAACGACUAAUGAAACCCAAUGGUCAUGUGUCACGGUGUAUGAUUUUUCUAUUUUUUAUUUUCUUCUUUAUUUUGUAUGUAAUUCAAAUGUAAAUGAUGUAUUAUAAUGAGUGUGCCAACCCCACUCUCUUUCUCUCUCUCUCCAGAGCCAGGCUCUCUCCAAGUGCCAACGCUGUGGUCAUUAUCAAAGGGCCCUCAUCUUAGACGGUCCCCCUUUAAAACACACACACACACACACACACACACACACACACACACACACACACACACACACACACACACACACACACACACACACACACACACACACCACAAGAGACUAAAGGAAAGAUUGAUUAAGUACACACAAAAUACUUUAUUCUGUAUUUAAGAUUGGUGAUUUAAACGAUAAUCUGCUGUUUUUUUAAGAAACUGUAAUUAUAAUUGCAUGUACUGUUUGUUUUGUGUUGGAAGUGAGGGCUUGGAUGUAUUCAUUAAUUCAGGGCCCUCAGAAAAAAAGGGUUGAAUCAGUUGGUUAUCAAUUAUUGAUUUACAUUACUCUUGCCAUAUUUCUUUGGUUGAUUUUUUUUUUUUUAUGUUUCAUGUAUUUGUUUCAACCACUGUUGCCUGAUCCUCAUAGAAACAUUGAACAUGACUUAAGAUCAUUGCCGCCUUCAAAGAGAGACAUAACGAAACGGUAUCUGUUUUAAAUUUAAAUAAAUUUGUUCCUAUACUUGC
Molecule: messenger RNA, 6558 nt
Organism: Gadus morhua (Atlantic cod)
Lineage: Eukaryota; Metazoa; Chordata; Actinopteri; Gadiformes; Gadidae
Gene: gna11b
Product: guanine nucleotide binding protein (G protein), alpha 11b (Gq class)
Exons: 7
Coding region: 1099-2178 (359 amino acids)
Biological process (GO): adenylate cyclase-modulating G protein-coupled receptor signaling pathway
Cellular component (GO): cytoplasm; heterotrimeric G-protein complex
Molecular function (GO): G protein-coupled receptor binding; GTPase activator activity; GTPase activity
Source: RefSeq, a predicted model, not a curated record